GUCUAAAAUGGAAAACAUGAGUACUUAAACCUCAGACUGUAGGCAUAAAGCAAAUUAGCAUAAGGACUACAUUGCCCGGUGCUACACUGGUACACGGGCGCCUACAAUUCUCCUGACGUUAUCACUCUGCGACCAGUCGUUUACGCGACGUACACAGCAAUGGCGAGCGGUAAAAAGAGUGCUCUGCUCUCCUCUUUGGCAGACUAUGGAGACGAUUCAGAGCCCGACUCUGAGCCCGAGCAGGAGGAGGCAGGGCGUGGAGGAGGUCUGGUCUAUGGCUAUGGUGAUGAUGACUUGACCCGCAUCGAGGACCCAGAUGACAAAGUGUCUGGAGAUGAAGAGAGCGGGGAAAGCAUCUCGGAAAUGGAAGAAUCUGACGAGGAGAGGGACGCAGAUGAUGUUGAGAUCUCAGAAGCUGAAAAGAAGGACCCCAAUGAGCUAGUUGCUCUGUUCUCAGAGAAAGUGAGGAACAUGUCACCUGAUGAGAUAAGGAUCCCCCCUGAGCCCCCUGGACGCUGCUCGAGCCAACUACAGGACAAGAUCCACAAGCUGUAUGAGAGGAAGCUCCAUGGAGAUUUUGACACAAACAGCCACAUCCAGAAAAAGAAGGAAUUUAGAAACCCAAGCAUUUAUGAGAAGCUCAUUCAGUUCUGCAGUAUCGAUGAACUGGGAACUAACUACCCAAAAGAUAUGUUUGAUCCUCAUGGCUGGUCAGAGGACUCUUAUUAUGAAGCUUUAGCCAAAGCCCAGAAAGUAGAGAUGGACAAGCUGGAAAAAGCCAAGAAGGAGCGGACAAAGAUUGAAUUUGUCACGGGGACUAAGAAGGGCACCAACCCCUCAAACACAGCUGCCUCCACCACCAGCAGCACCACCACCACCACAGCCACAGAGGCCCAGAAGAGGAAAAGCAAGUGGGACUCUGCAAUCCCCGUGACCCUGGCCCAGCCCACCAUCAUCACUACCACCGCGACCCUACCUGCCGUCGUCUCCGUGACGACCACUGCCAGCGGCACCAAGACCACUGUCAUCUCUGCAGUAGGCACCAUCCUUAAGAAAGCAAAGCAGUAAAUACAGAGCGGGCACAAUCAUGUUUGUCUGUAAGAGAGCGCGACCGAAACAUGACAGACAUGAAGCUGGAAGACUUGUGCUGUCCUGUCAUUAUACAUGUAAAAAGAUGCAGAUAGAGGACAAAUGAACUACUGGGGACACGAUGUACUUUUUUUUUUCUAGAACCAACCUAAAAAUGUCCUCUGCUGCACGUGGAUCAUGGACUGAUCCAAAGACUUUACUGCCUUUUUUUCCCCCCCCGGGAUUGAAUCUGCACUGUCGCAUCAUAAAGCCAAAUUGACGGUUUGGUAGAACACUCAUAGGUCCUCUGAAAAUCUGAAUGUGUGAUGCUUGCAGAUCUCAUGCUGAUAAAACCUGUCUGUCACUCAACAUUAGUUUAAAACAGCUGAGGAAAUGAAGUGUACGGCAAUGUCAAUGAGAAAAAGGUAGAUAUCUGAAAAUGUGUUUAUUUUUCUAUUCAUAGUUCCGGGUCAGUAUGUCCGUGCUUGUAACAGUUGUGUAAUACCUCAACAUGUGCAUCAGUUUUUUUAGCAUAUUUUCCCCCCCUUCCUUGGCAUAUUGACAUCUCCAUCGUAAGAUUUUUUACACUUGUACAUAUAUUGAUGAUAAGGUGAAUAAAUGGAUCAGAUGUUGCCUUUUCA
Molecule: messenger RNA, 1709 nt
Organism: Acanthopagrus latus (yellowfin seabream)
Lineage: Eukaryota; Metazoa; Chordata; Actinopteri; Spariformes; Sparidae
Gene: sap30bp
Product: SAP30 binding protein
Exons: 10
Coding region: 160-1068 (302 amino acids)
Biological process (GO): regulation of DNA-templated transcription
Cellular component (GO): nucleus
Source: RefSeq, a predicted model, not a curated record